AUGCACAUCAACCUUAAAGAACUUCAACGCACGAGAGGCUUCCAUCCAGUCAUGUCGAACGUCGAAGAGCAUGCAUCUGAUAAUGAGAGUGACUACGGGUCUCAACCAGGCGCCGUAUAUCUCGGUAUUGUGGAUACUUCGAUCAAAGAGUCCGACGAGGUGACAAUUGAAGAUACGUUCAUCGGCGGAGAGCCGGUGUGGUUAGCCGAGGACUCUGUGCCUAAGGAAGAACUGCUUCGGUGUGGUGCCUGUAAGUCCGGAAAGAACCUUAAGUUGCUGCUGCAGGCAUUUGCACCUUUAGACCCCGAGCAGACAACAACGAUAUGCCAGCGGAAGGGAAUCAAGCUCAGCACAACGGAAUGUAUAAACGCAGAUGACGACAGAGUGAUCUAUGUAUUUUACUGCACGGCGUGCCCACGGAAGGGGAACUCUGUAAUUUCGAUCAGAGGUGUUAGAAGAAAGGAUGCUCCUAAUGACCUAAGCGCAAAGAUGGACAUUGCUUCGCCCGGGAGAGAUUUUCAGCUAAAUCCUUUCGGGGUGGGUUCAGAACAUGGGACAGGGUCUAAGAAUUCUUCUGCUAAUCCUUUUAGUAUAUCUGCUGCAGGUGGGAAUCCCUUUGCUUCGGAAGCCGCUAACCCGUUUUCCGCCGUCGAUGCUACCUCGCGAGACGACAGCAACAAACGGGAGCUAAAGCCUAGUACGCUACGAAAAUUACAUGAAGCCCAGCCAGACAAGGUCUUUGAGGCUAGCAAAGCUUUCCCCGGAUUUUUCCUUUUUGUAGAGGAGGAGUCCUUUAAGAACAGAACUCCAGACCACCUUCAGUUGCCUAAGAAUCUAAAAAUUGAUAAAACAGCAUUUGAAGUUGCGCCCGAAACUGAUGAAUUGGAGUCUAAUCCGGUGAAGUUAGAUCCGCGCACCGAAAAGUUGGCGAAGUUCUUGGAUGACGAUGUGUUCCAAAAAUUCCAGGAGAUAGUGGGUUACAAUCCCUACCAAGUCCUACGCUACGAUUAUGGCGGUAAACCUUUAUAUUAUGCGCAAGCACCUAACAAUUUCGAAGACCUAGUCCCACGUCCAUCAUACAACCCUUCGUCGGCUCGCAUCUUUGAGUUGCAACUAAUGCCAAAGAUGAUAUUGGACUUGGAAGAAGAAGUUUCUAUUGAAAGUGGCAUGGAUUGGGGUACUAUUAUGGUUUUCACAGAUAUUGAAAACUACAUUCCAGACUUCGAUGAAAACGGGGUUGGAUAUGUGAGCGAGUGUGUUAGGGUGCAGUGGGAGCCAAGGUCCUAG
Molecule: messenger RNA, 1287 nt
Organism: Eremothecium gossypii ATCC 10895
Lineage: Eukaryota; Fungi; Ascomycota; Saccharomycetes; Saccharomycetales; Saccharomycetaceae
Gene: TSR4
Product: small subunit rRNA maturation protein TSR4
Exons: 1
Coding region: 1-1287 (428 amino acids)
Biological process (GO): maturation of SSU-rRNA
Cellular component (GO): cytoplasm
Source: RefSeq, marked provisional